GAUGAGGCUAUGUUCACUAAUGUGGGAACGACGCUAUACUCAACUACUUGACUACGUAUCUUAAAUGGAUACGAACAACAAACAUCCUGUUAACGGGGAUGACAAGAUAAAAGCGAGCGCAUCGAGCUUACAGUCCAAAGCAGACAUACGAAAGAAGAAACGAGUUAAACUCGGGCAUAGCGAACGAGAGGACGACUCUGAAAGCUCAACAGAGUCUCAAGAAGAAUCCAUUGAAGAUGAGGACCUCCGAAAGGUCAAAGAAUCUUCUACCAAACAGCCUGAAGAACCUGAUAUAGAACAGUCAAUUGACACCUCCAAUGCCGAACAAGAAAUCGCCGAGGCAUUUGGGAUGUAUUGUGCGGUGGAUGAUUCGGAAAUGGCAUAUGACUCGGCGAUAGGAUUCGGAGAUUAUGGGAGACCUGACACAAGAAUUGGUGGAGUGAAGAUGGUGGCGAUCCAAUCGAAGCCAGAGCCGAUAGCGAGGCCGAAACCGAAACCAUCAGAGGGUGUUCGAUGAUACUGUCAACUGCAAUUGCAAGGAAUUACGCAGUGACGGACGAGUAGAACAUAUUCUCAAGUUACAUGUUGAAUUAGAUACCCGAUUCGGACACAGACUCAAGUAUUGUAAAACGACCGAGGUGGUAUCUCCACCGUAGGUGUAAGU
Somion occarium is the source of this 664-nucleotide messenger RNA. NCBI's taxonomy places the organism in Eukaryota, Fungi, Basidiomycota, Agaricomycetes, Polyporales, Cerrenaceae. The record is from the annotation of a GenBank genome assembly.